Molecule: messenger RNA, 1656 nt
Organism: Oryza brachyantha (malo sina)
Lineage: Eukaryota; Viridiplantae; Streptophyta; Magnoliopsida; Poales; Poaceae
Exons: 8
Coding region: 60-1262 (400 amino acids)
Source: RefSeq, a predicted model, not a curated record
UGUUUCGACGGCGUGUGCUGCCGCCGCCCUAUGAGCAUUACUAAAAUACAGCUGCGGAGAUGCUGGUUUCCCCCUCCUCCAUCCGCGCCCUCGCCUUCCAUCGCCGCCCCCACCCUCUCACCCGCUUCCCCCAGCCGCGGCCGCCUCCACGCCCCAGCCCUGCUCCCCCCGCGUGCUCUGCCAUGGCCUUCUCCGCGGAGCCGGCGCGCGAGGAGGCCGACGAGGAAGCUCUCCCGGCCGUCACCGGCUCCGGCGGCGGCGACGAGGUGGCCCCGGAGGAGUGGAGGCGAUGGGGCACCUCCUCGCCGCUCCCGGCCAUGGUGGCCAACGUCGUCCGCGAGCUUCUCGAGAUGGAGGCCGAGGCCGGCGAGAAGAUGCGCUUCGGCGGCGUCGGCUCCAAGAUUAAGGGUGAUUUCAAAGACAUGGAGGACAAGAAGCACAGAGCUGUCUACGAGACGCUCGCCGACUCGGACAAGAAGCUGCAGUACUUCUCUGCGCGCCAGAUUGCUUGCCGCUUGCUAGGGAGUAGAGGAUAUCUGUGCCAGAAGUGUUGGCUACCAAUGGAAGAUUGUAUGUGUGCAAAGCUUGGUUCUUGCAAUCUAUGGCAUGGCAUUAGAUUCUGGCUAUAUAUGCAUCCAAAGGAUUUUUUGCGCCAAAACAACACUGGAAAGUUACUCUGGCAAAUAUUUGGCAUCCAAGCUGCACCCUUGUGUCUCUUUGGCAUCCAAGAGCAUGAAGACAUCAUGUGGGAUUCAUUCCAGCGUUCAGGAAAGGGAAAGGUUUCGUUUCUGUAUCCAAACAAGAGUACAACCCCCAUGUCUGUCAAAGAUCUUAAAUUCAAUGGUUUGACCUUGAGUUGUGACCAUCAGGAGGAGGAUGUGAAAGAUGGGCCCUUUAACUUUGUUUUGCUUGAUGGUACAUGGAGUAAUUCUGCUGCAUUGUACAGAAGGUUGAAGGAGAGAUGGACUGCAAUAUGGGGAGAGGAAGACAUACCUUGCAUCUCACUGUCUACACUUCGUGCCUCAGUGAUGCAUAAACUAAGACCGCAACCAGCGUGGGAUCGUACAUGCACUGCAGCAGCAGCUGCUGGCCUCCUCUGGGAGUUGGACAUGCGGUCUGAGCUCAGUGCCUUUGAGUUGGGAAAUCAAGCUGAGGCUGUGGAGUGUUCAUUGGAUGUUUUACUUGAUGCUCUCACAGCUCGGCGUCUUCGACUGGGACGAUCUAUAACUCGAAAACAGAGGCAUAACAGGAACUGCAUAUAGUGUCGUGCCUAAAGCCCUAGGUUCAUCUUUGUAGAAUAGGAAAGCUGACUACAUAGUUGCAGCGUUUUCCUUUCCUUUUUUCGGGGUCACUGGUAAGUGCUUAAGUAUGAAAAACAUUCCUUUUGCAUGAAAUUAAUCUGGAGAAUGCCUUCUAUGUUUUCAGCUGUGUGAUAUUAACAACAGACUGAAACGGCAAACUAAGGCUGAAGAUUAUUCCUUUUUGGCAGGAAAUUAAUCUGGAGAAAUCCUCCUUUGUUUUCAGCUGUGGCAAUGCUAACAGACUGAAACGGCAAAUUAGUUGCAUAUUUGUAAAACAUGUGUUUUGUAUCUUUAGGAUAAACUGUACGAUGUUAUUGUGCUGAAAAGAAUCGGAAAUAUACAAAAUUUCCUACAA